AUGAGAUGUGAUGAAUUGCCCACUUGGAUACAAUUGAGAGAUUAUUUAGAAUACAGAUUCCGCUCCUUAGAGAUGAUAGAUACGAACGCAAAACGUGACGUGCAACAAGCUAAACCUGCCCUUAAAUCAAAAUUAUUUCAUGCAUCAAUAGAGAAGGAUAGGGAAAAAGAGAACAAAUCUAAGGCUAAACAAGAGUGCCCGAUGUGCCACGAAAAUCAUUUUAUCAACCAGUGCAAUCGUUUUAGUCUUAUGAAACCUAAGGAAAGACAGGAGUUCGUACAAACAGCUAAACUAUGUUUUAAUUGUCUGGCACCGACUCAUGCGGUCGUUAAGUGUCGUCAACCAUUCAGAUGUAAAAAAUGUGGAAGAAGACAUCACACGAUGUUACACUUUGAAAGAGGUAACCAGGAGACAACCAGUAGCCAAGAGCAAACAAAGGUAGUGUCAUCGAUCGAACCACAACAUGAGAGAGCGAGUACAUCACGAGGUGAUACAAACGUAACUGCUACAUUUUCCAGAGGGGAGCUACAACCCAACAGCGUGCUGCUUGCGACGGCUAAGGUUAAGGUAUUCCAUUCUAACGGUUUUAAGUAUAUUAUUCGUGCUUUAAUUGACCAAGGGUCUCAGGCAUCUUUUGUAUCUGAGUCUACUGUGCAAUUAUUAGGUCUUGUACGUAAACCAGUGAGUGGCUGGGUGUCAGGGCUAGGAGAUGGUCGUAUGAGAAUUAAAUACACGGUUUUACUUCGCCUGGAAUCACGUCAUAAUCCUAAUAGUUAUAUUCAAGUUAACGCUUAUGUGUUGCAUUCUUUAACAUCACUUUUACCUUCAACUAAUUUGAGCACACCCAAAUGGGUGGAAAUGGACAACCUACCUUUAGCAGAUCCUACAUACGCUGUGCCAGGUAAAAUUGAUAUAUUAUUAGGUGCUGAGGUUUAUAAUGAAAUACUACUUGAUGGUGUUAUUAAGCAUCCUGAUUGUAAUGUAAUAGCCCAAAAUACAUUGUGUGGAUGGAUUUUGUCUGAAAAAAUGUCAAAAGGACCUCGAGCCUUAGGAAAGGAUAAUUUUAUUAGCAUGCAUUUACAAAUAAAAGAGGAUGAAUUACUUAAGAAGUUUUGGGAGAUGGAAGAUGAGCCUAAUUUAAUAAAUAAAGAGAUGACUGAUAGCGAGAAAGUAUGUGAGGAUUUGUUUAAUUCAACUACAGUAAGAGAUAAUGAAGGUAGAUUCAUAGUGAGGUUACCCUUUGCAACGGAAAAUCCGAAAUGUCAGUAUGGCAAUACAGAAGAGAGGGCGAUAAAAAGGUUAGAAUAUUUAGAGAGAAAACUAUCGAAAGAUUUAAAGUUGAGAGAAGAAUAUAAUAAGGUUAUGAGUGAGUACUUGAGUAUGAAUCAUAUGAGAUUGGUUUCUGAGAGUGAAUUACAGAAUCCUAAAGCUGUCUAUCUUCCUCACCAUGGUGUGGUGAGAGAAGAUUAA
Molecule: messenger RNA, 1470 nt
Organism: Vanessa atalanta (red admiral)
Lineage: Eukaryota; Metazoa; Arthropoda; Insecta; Lepidoptera; Nymphalidae
Exons: 1
Coding region: 1-1470 (489 amino acids)
Source: RefSeq, a predicted model, not a curated record